CCUACCGCUUCCCGUUAGUCUUCGCUCGUCAGGCCUCUUAGACAGCGCUUGCGUGAGUCCAUAUUUCGUAUGUAGAACGAAUAAUAACAAUGUGCGCAAAUCUAUGAUAACAGUGGUGCGUCAGUGUUUAUUUCUAAAAUUUUCUUGAAAGUAUAAGUUUAUAGCAUUUGAUGUUUUGUACUUGAGUUGCUUAAACGAUCGGCUCAAAAUGUCUCGCCGUCCUGUUAUUUGACAGGCUUUGCCCUUUUAUUUGUUGUUUACUUGAAGCGCAUGAUACAUAAGCAUUAGUCUAGCUUUCUUAAUUUUUUAAAGAUUGACUUUGCCUAAGUUGUCUAUAAUAAUGGAAUCUAUUCGAAAAUGGUUUUAUAAACCAAAGAAAGGAGAUCGUUCCUUAUUAGCUCAAUUUUUUUAUGCUGAUGAUGAAUUAAAUGUGGUUGCUGCAGAAUUGGAUAGCUUUGAUGGUAAAAAGGAUCCUCAACGGUGCACUGCCCUUGUAAAUCACUUAAGACAAUGUCAAGACAAAGUUUUAACCAUUUGUAUCAAAAUUAUGGACGAAUUAAUACCUGGCGAGCGUGCUAGUCGCGAUUUUCGUGUCAAAUUUCCUGAUGAUGUAAUUCAAGAUAAUUUAGCUGGACAGUUGUGGUUUGGUGCUGAAUGUUUAUCUGCAGGAUCUAGUAUAAUGAAUAGAGAAGCUGAAAGUGGAGCAAUGAGACCUCUUGCUAGAGCAUUAACUAAAUCAUUAGAAAAAGUCCGCAGUUUAUUAAGAGAUGCUAGCUUAUGUAGUGACCAAACUCCUCCAUGUCUACGUAAUUUGAUAUCAUCAUUGUGCACUUUUGAUCACUUAUUAGCAGAAUUUGAACUGCGUUAUGUGUCAGCAAUGGUACCAGUAAAAUCUGCUCAUGAAUAUGAAUUACAACAACUUGUAGUAGUUCUGUUUUCAGAAACUCUUCAAAGAGCUCUUGCUAAAGGUUUAUUAAGUCAAGAAAUGGUAGAUGAUUAUGAUCCAGCUCUUAUGUUUACUAUACCACGUUUAGCUAUUGUAGGAGGUCUUCUAUUUUAUCCUUGUAUAUCACCUUUAUCUUUAGACCAAAAUGCCUCAAAUAUGUCUGAUAUGUUCCGUCCAUUUAGAUCAUUGUUAAUUAAAAUUCGAGAACUUUUAUGGACGCUGUCAGAUAAAGAACUUUCAACUUUAGAAAGAAUGCUUUGUUCAUCUGAUGAUGUAAAAUUUGAUAAUAAAUUAACUGCCAAUAAUCAACACUUAAAAUCUCAUGAUAUAAGUGAUGAAGAUUCUGUAAGUCUUUCUUCUAAUACUACUGAAUUAGUAAUUGAAAAAAAAGUUACUACAAUUGAACAUUGUAAUAGAAAAGGUUUUCCUUCUUCAUCUCCUCAAGACUUACUUAAUAAUAAUCCUUCAGCAAAAAAAUUUGAAUCUACUAUCAUAACAAAAACUAAUGAUCUUCAAAAUAAUGAACUAAAAAGUCCAGUAUCUUCUAGUACAGCUAAUGAAUGUAUAGAGUCAAGUUCUGUACCAGAUGCUGAUCUAACUGAGUGUUUAGCUACAGCAACUGAAGUUUUAACUGAGAUUUUAGUUAAAACAAACUUGAAUAUUGAAAGUGAAAAUUUGAACAUCACUUUAGAUUCAAAUGGUAAUAAUUCGGUAGCAAAAAUCCCAAAUGUCUCUAGUAGUUCAACACAAACCGAUUGCCCACCUUCAAGUUCAUACCAUGUAUGUUGCUGUAAAGAAUGGAACUGUUGGAAGUCAACUGGAGAAAAAAAAGAAAAGUGUGAUGGUUCUGCCCAAUGCCAAACUAGUAUUUGUUGUAAUCAUAAAAGAAAAAAAUCAAAUAACGAUACUAAGCUAGAAAAUAAAAAAUGUGAUUGUAGUGUUUCAAGGUACAAUAAAAAUUGGAGAGAGCUACGAAAAGUAGCAAAUAAACGUACAAAUGUACUUUGUCGUUUAAAAGUCUGUAAUCGAAAUUCGAAACCUGUGAUCAAAAAUCAUGAAAUGUGUUCAAGUUGUUCAAGUUGUACAACAUCAUCAGCCGAUGAAAGUGAUGAAAGUAAAACUGAUAGCUCUACUACAGACAGUUCCUGUAAUUUUUCAUUGCGACGCCAGAAAGCUCGAGCAAAAUUCAGGUCUGAUGAAGAUUUGUUACAUAGAUUAUUUGUUUGUAUCUCUGGUGUAGCCGAUCAAUUACAAACUAAUUUUGCGGGUGAUUUGCGCAACAUAUUAAAAGCAGUUUUUCUCAUGUCAAAUUCUAGUAGUAAUCCUGAUGAUAAUGAAAAUACAGUAAUUAUAACUGGAAAUAACAACUCGUCAAUUAAUAUUGAAAAUGGAGAAGAAGCACUUAUAUGGAGGGGUGAAAUAAUGGUAGGAGAUGUUUCAUCAUUAACAUUAGAAACUCCACCUCCUUGGAUACCAGAUAAUGAAGCACCUUUAUGCAUGUCAUGCAAAGCUAUAUUUACAGUAGUGCGUAGACGCCAUCACUGCCGAAAUUGUGGAAAAGUGUUUUGUUCCCGAUGUAGCUCAAAUUCUGUCCCACUACCUAGAUUUGGCCAUUUAAAACCAGUACGAGUUUGUAAUCGAUGUUUCAUUUAUCAGGUUACUCCCUUCACAUUGGAAUCCUCUAUCGGACCAGUUCCAAUAAUAAUGCAAUCUUAAUAAAAUUUAUUACAUUUUAUUCUCACAUUCCAAAGAAUGAAGAAACAUCUUUAUUUUUGUGUUACCAUUUUAUCCUAAUUGACUGUUUGUUUCUCCUUUUUAACCUUUUGUUUUAGGUGUACUAUCCUGGAUAAGCAUUCUGUUCCUAAUUACAAUUUUAACAUUUUUUUAUAAAAAUAAACUGUAAUAAUGACCAUUUAAUUGGUAAUAAAUAGAUUAUGUAUUAAA
This is a messenger RNA of Daktulosphaira vitifoliae (grape phylloxera), 2890 nucleotides long. RefSeq names its product lateral signaling target protein 2 homolog. The coding region runs from base 341 to 2662 and encodes 773 amino acids. The record is from RefSeq and is a predicted model, not a curated record. Gene Ontology annotation, cellular component: early endosome membrane. NCBI's taxonomy places the organism in Eukaryota, Metazoa, Arthropoda, Insecta, Hemiptera, Phylloxeridae. The transcript has 11 exons. Gene Ontology annotation, molecular function: metal ion binding.